GAACCCUCUACAGGGACGUCAUGCAGGAGAACCAUGAGACAGUGACCUCGCUGGAAUUCCCCGUUCCCAAACCUGACCUGAUCUCCCAGCUGGAACGAGGGGAAGAGCCGUGGGUCCCAGAUCUCCAGGCCUCUGAGGAAAGUGUGAGCCCGAGAGGCACCUGCACAGCACAGGCAGUGAGUCCUAUCUGGCUUCUCUCUCUCCCUGCAGGUGAUAGGACAGUGAGUGAGAACAAAGAGGAGAAUCAGCAGCAGGAAGGUCCUGAGCAAGUGGAACCACAGGAGAGGUUUUUGAGCAGAGCUGAUGGGAAUUUUUCCCAGUGCUUGGAACAGGGAGAAGCCUGGGGAGAUCAACACGGAUCAGAGAUGCAGCUGGGAAACUAUCCCAGGAAGAAACUGGAUGAAUCCUCUGAAUGUGAUGGAGCAUGGAAGGAUCCCAAGGAAACCACCCUCCAGAAGACAAGUCACAAUGAAGAGAAACCCUACAAAUGCCUUGAGUGUGGGAAAAGAUUCCAUUUCAGUGCAAACCUUCUUACACAUCGGAGAACCCACACAGGAGAGAAGUCCUAUGAAUGCUUGGACUGUGGGAAGAGCUUCCGUCAGAGGUCAGGCUUUACUACACACCAGAGACUGCACACAGGAGAGAAACCCUAUAAAUGCUUAGACUGUGGGAAAAGCUUCGUACACAAGUCCAGGCUUAUUGUACACCAGAGAGUGCACACAGGAGAGAGACCCCAUAAAUGCUUUGACUGUGGGAAAAGCUUCAUGCAGAAGUCAAGGCUUACUGUACACCAGAGAGUACACACAGGAGAGAGACCCUAUAUAUGCCGUGAGUGUGGGAAAGGUUUUAUUCAGGGCUCAGGGCUUAUUAGACAUGAGAUCAUCCACACAGGAGAGAGACCCUUUAAAUGCCAUGAGUGUGGGGAAAGUUUUAUUCAGAACUCAAAGCUUAUUACACAUCAGCGAACCCACACAGGAGAGAGACCUUAUAAAUGCUUUGAGUGUGGGAAAGGUUUUAUUCAAAAUGCAGCACUUAUUGAACAUGAGAGAACUCACACUGGAGAGCGACCCUAUGAAUGCCUCGAGUGUGGGAAAAGUUUCAGUUUGAAAUCAACCCUUAAUGCACAUCGGAAAACCCACACAGGAGAGAGACCCUAUAAAUGCCUUGAGUGUGGGAAAUGUUUUAGUGAGAGCACAGGACUUCUUAGACAUAGGAGAAUCCACACAGGAGAAAGACCCUAUAAAUGCCAGGAGUGUGGGAAAAGAUUCAAUGUGAAAUCAACCCUUAAUCUACAUCAGAAAACGCACACAGGAGAGAGACCCCAUAAAUGCUUGGACUGUGGGAAAAGCUUCUUUCAGAAGUCAAAGCUUAGUGAACACCAGAGAGAACAUCAUGGAGAGAGACCAUAUAAAUGCCUCAACUGUGGGGAAAGUUUCCCUGACAGAAUAAAACUUACUAGACAUCAGAGAAUCCACACAGGAGAGAGGCCCCAUAAGUGCUUUGACUGUGGGAAAAGCUUCAUACACAAGUCCAGGCUUAUUUUGCACCAGCGAGUGCACACGGGAGAGAAACCCUUUAAAUGCCACGAGUGUGGGAAAGGUUUUAGUCAGAGUGAUCAUCUUAUUACACAUCAGCGAACCCACACAGGAGAGAGACCCUAUGGAUGCCUUGAGUGUGGGAAAACUUUCCGUUACCGCUCAAAUCUUACUAGACAUGGGAAAAUCCACACCAGAAAGAUGCAUUAUAAAUGCCUCGAUUGUGGGGAAAGCUUCAGUAAGAGCUCAGCGCUGACCAAGCAUGAGAGAAGCCACAAGGGUGAGAGAUGCUAGGAAUAGCUUGACUGCAGGAAAAGAUUCAAUUUGACUUGACACUUCAGUGACCCACAGAACAGCGAGACUUUGAAUGUGGGGGAAGGUUAAUUUGAUGCUCCCGGAGUAUCAGGCAUCUGCAAAUCCACACAGGGAAGAAACCUCUGAGAUGUUCUCAGUGUGGGACAUGGUCCAACGGGAGCAAACAUAAUGUUGGACGUCAGAGACUCCUCCACACAGCAGGGAAAUUCUCUCAGGGCCCUGACUGGGGCCAGCCAUGGUGACAAACCCAUUUCCUCGUUCCCACACACAUCAGGGGUGUUUGGCUGCCAAGGAUUCAGCUGCCCAUCGCUGGGGUGAGGAUCCAGCAGCAGCCGAGCAGCAGCUGGUCUGUGACCCUCUGGCUCUGCCUGGUCUAAGCAAACCCCAGGCAGAGGAGGAGAAGCCCCCAUCAGCCCCUCCUCCCUGCUGCAGCCCUGGCUGCUGAGCUGAUGGGCCACAGAUGGGGGAAGUGAGAGAGAGAAACUCCUCCAGCCGCUCCCUCUGCCUGGCUGAAGUCCCCCCCUCUCCCUUCCCCUCCCAGCCGGUAUCCGCCUGCCAUGGAGAUGAGGAGAAGGACACUAAGGCCAGGCCCCACCUUCACUCUACACACUGGUCCCCACCCCCCAUCUUCCACCAGCCCCCAGGCUGGGCUCUCCCACUGACCUGGAGCUGUUUCCUCUAUGUGGAGUGUCCCUGGCGGCUGGUAACUCCUCCCCUCCCCGAAUUCCCCAGGGCGCUGGGCUCUGGGGGAAUCCACCAUUAAGGGACCAGAGUGAUGGGCUAUGGUGAGGAAACUGGGGAUUGAAUGGUUGGGGCUGGGAAGCAGGGGGAGCUGGGUGCUGGGCUAUCGAGUGUUUGGGGAUGAUGGGAUAAGAGGCGAGGGAGAGCACAGGGGUAGAGAGGUGCUGCCUCAUCUCUCAGCUCCUGUGCCCCUUUUCCCUGCCCCCCCCCCUGCAUUCAGACAGCACCAUUAGCCGAGACUGAUUCCCACAGGGCCUUUAGUUGGCAGUUUGGAUUUCCCACCUCUGCUACAGCAGCAACAGCCUGUGAGAGGGAAGCAGCGUUGCCUAGUGGGUAGAGCAACUGGCCUGGGACUCAGGAGACCUAAGCUCUGUUCCCAAAGCUGCCAGCAACUUCUAGGGUGACCUGAGACAAAUCUGUGCCUUCCAGAGAGGGAAUAAAUGGGGAGUGAUAAUAUCAGCCUCCGAGCGUCUGUCUAGGGCAGGAGAAGUGGUUGGGAUUAGCUGGUGCGUCUCCUUUGUUCCUCCACCCCUUUUUCUAGUCUAGACUGACCCUGAGCAGUUUAUUCCAAUCCCCCCUUAGCAAAGUGAUUGUUAGUCACUAAGUCCCCCCUUCGCAGUGAGAUUGUCUCAUUCCCAGACAGCCUCACAUUGCUCCAGGUUCUGCUGAAAAGCAUUUCACUUUUUUGUGCUGUUUCUCCCUUAUCCGCCAGCAUUCAAUAGAGUCUAAAUGAGCUGGAGCAGGAAUAGCAAAAUAAUGUGGUGUUUUAACUUCUGUGUUACUUGAGGGGGACGGGGUGAGUCCGGGGGAUUCCCUCCCGCCCCCAUCAAGCUCACACAUCUUCUCUCACAGAGCAGCCUCUGCCCAAGCCGUGCAGAGUUUAUCCUUUUCCCUUUCUACCCCUCCACCUUCACGUGUGUCAUUUACCACAGUGUCCUUUCCCACCAUGCUUAGGAACCAGGCUUUGAUUUCUUUGAUCCUCAAUCAGGCCCCUGAGGGCUGGAGAAGAAAAUGUCCCAUUCCUGAAGGGGGAAUUGAAAUGAACCCAAAGCAGAGUUUGAGCUUCAAGCCCAGGCUCCAGCUAUUGGUAAAGUGGCAUCUGCAGUUUUUCCAGCCAAAUCCAGAUCAUUUGUAGAUAGGAAGUUUUUGGUGAUUUGGUUUUUUUUCCUCUUUCUUUUUUGAUGAUGAUAAUAAAGUUUUUGUCAAUAACCAGCCAAAUAAUGCGGCGGUGCUGAGGAAAGGCGCUUUAGCCUGUUCAGCAGGAAAUGGGCAAAUUUGUUCCCAAGAUUUGAGUUUUAGGAUUCUCUGGGAUUUCACUUCAUGAACGGGAAAGUGGUUUAUAGCCCACCCUGGAGUGUGGGUUUUUCUCUUUUAGGUGAAGGCUGUUCUGUCACGUAUUUGACAUUAAAUUAGUUUGACGGGAUGUAGUUCAGAUUUCUUGGGGACUUCAAAAGAGAAAUGAUAAUUUGCCACAAUAGUCCUCACUGAUUUUCUUUUCACAUCAGAUUUGCUUUUUCUUUGAAUAAUGAAAAUGACCAGUAUCUAUUAGCAAAAACAAUGUGGGUGAGUGCUGGAUACGCACUCCAGGAGUCAGGGACUGCAAUGGGGAAGGAAGUGACUGUCUGAUCCCUGCAGAGAUGCGAGAUACAGGCGGGGGGGUGGGGGGCGAGCAGGGCCUUGAAAGGGCACUGUUUGCCCUUGCAAGCCAGAGAGCUGAGUCUGAGAACUGUGAACUCACUGCACAAGUCCCAGAGAGAGAGGAAAUGUCCUACAAGUUCUGGGUGAACUCUGAAGGCCUACAGAUGAAGCUCCAAGAGGACUGAUGUGGAGAGGGGUUUGCAUCUUCCCAUUGCUGAGAGGAGGAGGCCGGGCAAAUGCCUCUCUCAUGGAUUGUUAGCGCUUUUCUACCAGCUUUAACUUGCUCCUCUUUCCCUGGGGUGCAUGUGUGGCUUGAGCUUCAAUGUGCCAAGCUGGGCAUGAGGUGGGAGGAGGGGUUGGGAAUUAGCAUUUAGAUCUUGGUUUGAAAAGAAUAAAGUAGAAUUUAGUUUCUCAAA
Molecule: messenger RNA, 4645 nt
Organism: Mauremys reevesii (Reeves's turtle)
Lineage: Eukaryota; Metazoa; Chordata; Testudines; Geoemydidae
Product: zinc finger protein 2 homolog
Exons: 3
Coding region: 21-1829 (602 amino acids)
Biological process (GO): regulation of transcription by RNA polymerase II
Molecular function (GO): RNA polymerase II cis-regulatory region sequence-specific DNA binding; DNA-binding transcription factor activity
Source: RefSeq, a predicted model, not a curated record